Molecule: messenger RNA, 1987 nt
Organism: Siniperca chuatsi (mandarin fish)
Lineage: Eukaryota; Metazoa; Chordata; Actinopteri; Centrarchiformes; Sinipercidae
Gene: abhd14a
Product: abhydrolase domain containing 14A
Exons: 5
Coding region: 407-1204 (265 amino acids)
Cellular component (GO): cytoplasm
Source: RefSeq, a predicted model, not a curated record
AUAUGCUCCGACAAGGAACAGAUGGUUUAGUCCGUGGUAGAUUUAAUAUACAGCUAACAGACACACAUUCAUCAAAAUUAUUUUGCAUUUUUCGACUUGCUCGUGUGACAGUUUCUAUCUAGUCUUUACUUUUGGUUAAUGGGAAAUUUUCUGUCCAAGAAACGGUGACUGCAGGUAGUUUCUUGUCAGUAAAGUCUAGCUAGCGUCAGGCUCACUGCACCUCCUCUCAGUCUGAAAAGCUAACGUUAGCUACCACCAGCAUCGACCCGAAGCCUUUCGGCAGCAUUUCCCAUCACUGGCAACCAGCAAUGCAGAAGACAUGACGAUAAAGCAGACAGCCUCGUCCUUCUGUCAGUGAACGUGUCUAACAGUUAUCUCCUGUGUGUUGAUCGUUCAUCUUGACGAAAUGAAUUUCUUGCGUAAUCGUCUUGUUGUUCUGGGCCUGGUGUUGUUGGCCACGUUACUGCUAUACCUGCUGCUGCCAUCCAUUCGCCAGGGCAGCAUGGAGCCGUCUCUUGAAGCUCAAAGAAUUGGGCUGAUGGCCACCCCCCCUCCUCCGCUUCCAACCAUCAACGUGUCUAUUCGCACCGGACAGCUACCAGGGGACCCUCCACUGUUCUUCAGAGAAGCUUUACCUGUUGAUGGAGCUGGACGACAGAUAUUGCCGAGGCUGCAAGUGGUUCUUCUUCAUGGCCAGGCCUUCACAUCCAAAACCUGGGAAGAACUCGGUACAAUGGCCCUGCUGGCAACUAAUGGAUAUCAGGCCUUAGCGAUGGACCUGCCAGGGUAUGGUAAAUCGCCGGACUCAGAUGCUCUGAAGACCGACCAGAAUCGGGUGGACCUCCUUUCAAGGUUCAUGGAGUCUUUGGGUGUCAGGGCAGCUGUGCUUUUGAGCCCCUCCAUGAGUGGACAUUAUUCCAUCCCCUUCCUCAUGAAGAACAGCGCUCAGCUACAUGGCUUCAUUCCCAUAGCACCAGUCGGGACCCGUAGUUACACUACACAGCAGUAUCAAACUAUUGAGACUCCCACUCUGAUUGUGUUUGGAGCCCUGGACACAAAUCUGGGUGCUCAGUCCCACAAGAACCUCAUACAACUUCCACAUCACUUUGUGUUAAAGUUAGAGGGAGCUCGCCAUGCCUGCUACAUGGACAAACCCAGAGAAUUUCACCAAGGAUUGAUCGACUUCCUAAGCAAACUGAAGUGAGACGUGUAGCGGAGGAAGAGGAGGUAGACAGAUUAGAAGAAGGAGGAACACAAGUCAUCUAUUCAGUGGUUUAAUGUGUUGACAAGUUUGCUAAAAAAGUUUUAAGAUCAGCAUUAUUCUCAUAUUAUCAUCACCCGAAGCAAAAAACAUUGGCAUGGGAGUAGAUUUUAAUACAUGAAAAAUGGCAUGUAAAAUCUCCUAACAAUGUGAUCGUUAACAAUACAGUAUUUCAGUUUCCAAAAUUAAAAAUUAUAGUUAUUUUUUCAGUUUUCCAUAGUGUCACCCAAACAUACCAGAGUAGUUCAGCUCAGCUUGUUGUAAAAAUAGCUUCAGACUUGUUUAGUGGUGAUUUUCGUUUCAUGUGUUUCAUGUCUCUCUUUGCAUGUAAAAACAUGGAAUGUGUUUGAUUCACUGUUGCCAUUUUUGUAGGUGACAUGUAGGUUACUGUAAAUAUGCAAAUGUAGCAGGUGCCUGUGUUUAAAUAGCUUAUGUUGGCUUCACAUUCGACAAACAUAUUUGUAUAUUAAGAUCUGGUAACCAUUACAGCUUCCAAGAAAACACAUGCUGUUCUCAACAAAAGCAAACAAAAUUGAUACACACUGUAAAAAAAAAAAUGUAUAAAAGAAUAUGGACCAUAUAAAAUGACAAACAAAUAGCUCACAUUUGUUUAUAUAAUGAAUAUAAAGUUAUAUAUAAUAUAUUUGCAAUAAGUUUGGACAAUCAUGCUAAAAACAAACUUAAAAUAUGAUAUAUGCACAGCUUAAAAUAAAAACAAAAAAUUGA